AUGUUACCUCGCUCUGAUGAUGUCCGUCAUAUGACGGACGAUAGCUUAGAACCUUUUCCUCAAAAUCGAAGGAGAUUGCUUCGGAAACAGCGUCAGCAUGAAUUCUCCAGUAAAGCCAAUCGGCAGCUGGUAAAGAGGAAUCCGCCGUUGUCUUCUGGUGGAACCGACCAUCGAAUCUCAGCAUCCAGCACUUUCACUUGA
Molecule: messenger RNA, 201 nt
Organism: Protopolystoma xenopodis
Lineage: Eukaryota; Metazoa; Platyhelminthes; Monogenea; Polystomatidea; Polystomatidae
Source: the annotation of a GenBank genome assembly